AUGGUCGAGUGGACAGAAGAAGAACGUAAAGCCAUCCAGACCAUCUGGGGCAAAAUGAACUACGACGUGGUCGGCCCCGAAGCCUUAGGCAGGGUCAUGUUCGUGUAUCCUUGGACUCAGCGGUACUUUGGAGGGUUCGGGACCUUCAGCAGUGUCGAGUCCAUCAUGGGUAAUGACAAGGUGCGAGCCCAUGGAAAGGUGGUGCUGCACGGACUGGACCGCGCCGUGCAGAACAUGGACAACAUCAAGGAAACGUACGCCGAGCUGAGCGUGCUGCACUCCGAGAAGCUGCACGUGGAUCCCGACAACUUCAGGCUCCUGGGCGACUGUCUCACAAUUGUCGUCGCAGGCCAGUUAGGUAGCGCCUUCACUCCUGAGGUCCAAGCUACUUGGCAGAAGUUCCUGCGCGUUGUCAUUUCCGCCCUCCAGAGGCAGUACCACUAA
Molecule: messenger RNA, 444 nt
Organism: Megalops cyprinoides (Indo-Pacific tarpon)
Lineage: Eukaryota; Metazoa; Chordata; Actinopteri; Elopiformes; Megalopidae
Product: hemoglobin subunit beta-2-like
Exons: 3
Coding region: 1-444 (147 amino acids)
Biological process (GO): hydrogen peroxide catabolic process; oxygen transport
Cellular component (GO): haptoglobin-hemoglobin complex; blood microparticle; hemoglobin complex
Molecular function (GO): oxygen carrier activity; peroxidase activity; oxygen binding
Source: RefSeq, a predicted model, not a curated record